GCAACACGCUACAAUGGUGCUUAUCUCUGCCACUGAGAUCAUCGAGACGGCCAUGGAACUCGGGCUCUCAUCUCUCAUGGCCUUUGCCGGCUACAAGUACCUUUUGAUCUCGGGUCGCUUUUGCGCGUUUGUAUUUCCGGCCUUGGCGUUCUUUGGGUCACUCUCGGCGUGGACGACGCCACCAACUGCCAUGUACUACCUCGUCGGCUUUGGCAUCUCGGUCGCUGCAGUUCCCGUUGCGUGGCUUCUCCCCGUUGUCGGCACCUUUUGCAUCGGGGCACUCGCAGGCUACUUUGCCACCGCGUUCGCACUCCUUGUCGCAGGCGUCGGUCUCCUCACGGCUCACGUCAUCGGUCUCUUGGUGGCCGUGCCCGUUGGUAUCGCCUGCAUCGGACGCCGCUUGCCGCUCAUUUUUGCCUCGGCCUUUGCGGGCUCGCGCUUGGUACUUGCGUCACUGAUGAUUUUGUACUUUAUGAUCUACCCGCCGACAGAGGCCAACGCGGUCGUGUCGCGCGAUGCGGGCCUCACGGACGUGAGCUACGCGAUGCUUUUCCUAAACUUUGGGAUAUUUGCGGCCGCCCUUCUUGCGCAGCUCAAGUGGACGGCGCCGCCAACUGUGGAAGCGUCGACGCCGCCGCUUGUCGAGACCACGACGCCCCAAACCAUCUACAAGCAGAUUUAGUGGAACGUCGCAGAAUGGCAGAGCCAAGGGAAUAACACAAUAUAUCCCUUGAGCCGAGCACAAGAGAUAACAAGUAAGACGCUUGAACUUCGCUUGGAUGAGUGCACCAUUUUCCUGGUUGGAACGUUUACGUGGUGUACCAGCAUUCCAGGGGAUUAAUUCG
Saprolegnia diclina VS20 is the source of this 845-nucleotide messenger RNA. RefSeq lists its product as hypothetical. The transcript has a single exon. The coding region runs from base 14 to 682 and encodes 222 amino acids. NCBI's taxonomy places the organism in Eukaryota, Oomycota, Saprolegniomycetes, Saprolegniales, Saprolegniaceae. The record is from RefSeq and is a predicted model, not a curated record.